AUGACCCGUCACCACCAAACCCUCUCCACAUCAACCUUCGACUUGGUCGACCGCUACACCACAUCCUGGCUCCUCCCGCCGACCGUCCUCUGCGCCACCCGCGCACUAAUCUCCCUCUACGCCUUCGCGACCAUCCUCUUCCUGCUGCUGUGGGACACCGCGCACGGCAACGCGAAAGCCGCCCGGCAGUCCUUCAGCUUCUUCACCAACCUCACCUUCUGGGGCAUCGCCUUCUACUUCGCCUUCGCCGCUGCACACACAGGGAGCUAUGCGUUCCGGGGCCGGAGUUGGCUGAGCAGAUGGCCGAGGGCGUUGCAGGAGAUGCACGGGGUUUUCUAUAGCACUGUGGUUGUGUUCCCGUUUUUGGUGACGAUCGUGUUUUGGGCUCUCCUCUACUCCUCCUUCCCAACGCCCUACGUUACGUGGCGCAACGUUUCGACCCACGCGCUCAACUCCGUCUUCGCUCUCUUGGAAAUCAUAAUCCCCCGCACCCAGCCGAUGCCCUGGUGGCACCUCAUCCCGCUUGUUAUAUUGCUGGCCAUGUAUCUCGGAGUCGCCUUCGUAACGUACGCAACGCAAGGCUUCUUCGUGUACGGCUUCCUGGACUGGCGCAGCAGUUCCGGCGGCACCGUGGCGGGGUACGUGGUUGGAAUCUUGGCGGCUAUGUGCGUCUUGUUCGUCGUCGUAAGAUAUCUCAUCUGGAUCCGCGUCUGGGCGACGGAGAAGAAGGGGGGGAUGAUGGGGAAGAGGAGUGCAAGGGAGUCGAGACGACAGCUUCAUUCAUACGCCGGCGCAACGAAGGAUGCCGAGAUGGCGAGUUUUAUGAACCACGUGAGAUGA
This is a messenger RNA of Coniosporium apollinis CBS 100218, 840 nucleotides long. RefSeq lists its product as uncharacterized. Bases 1 to 840 code for a protein of 279 amino acids. Gene Ontology annotation, cellular component: membrane. The record is from RefSeq and is a predicted model, not a curated record. The transcript is spliced from 2 exons. NCBI's taxonomy places the organism in Eukaryota, Fungi, Ascomycota, Dothideomycetes.